Messenger RNA from Pseudomyrmex gracilis, 3302 nucleotides. RefSeq names its product head-specific guanylate cyclase (gene Gycalpha99B). The record is from RefSeq and is a predicted model, not a curated record. Gene Ontology annotation, biological process: response to oxygen levels; cGMP biosynthetic process. NCBI's taxonomy places the organism in Eukaryota, Metazoa, Arthropoda, Insecta, Hymenoptera, Formicidae. The transcript is spliced from 11 exons. Gene Ontology annotation, molecular function: heme binding; guanylate cyclase activity. Gene Ontology annotation, cellular component: guanylate cyclase complex, soluble. Bases 905 to 3013 code for a protein of 702 amino acids.
GGCACAGCAACGUAUGUAGCGCGCGUCGUCGUGUCAUCGUACAUCGUCGUCACCGUACAUCUACCGUCGCGUCGACGAUCCGCCGCGUCUCCCUGCCAAGGUGAAUGCGCGCGCGAAUUACGGUUGUCGAUAUUGCGCGGUUGGUAUCCGCCGAUAUUUGCAUCUGAAAAAAACCGAAAAAAAAGAAAAAAAAAAGAACGAGAGAUCUCGCCCGAAGGAUUUACGAAGACCGAAGACCCCGAAGAGCGAUUCUAGAGACAAACGUGAUAAAAGAAAUUAUUCGCGAAGAGAGCAGCAAACCUGUGAGUCGUCUCGCCAAACUUCUUCGCGUUGACACCGCGUGCGACAUCGCGUCCGGCUCGACGCGGUGGUUGGUAGACGCCGGGACACAUAACGCGCGCACGCUAAGCAAGAACGUUGCGGCGGUGUGUGAAGAGGAGAGUUUUUUUCUCUAUACGACAUACAUACCGUAACGUGAUGAACGAUCGAGAAUGACAGAUCUGUCAAUGAUCAUCGGCAACGUUAGCGGCAACGUUAUUACGACGAAGAUCGGGAACACGAAGACGACGAUGAAGAUGAGUUCUCGGAUCUGUUUCACGUGUUCGCGCGUCGCUCAGAGCGGCGACGUGUGAAAGAGCUGUGCGAACAAUCGCGCGAACAAGAGCCACCACGUUCGUAACGUUGAUUCGCUAGGAAGCGCGGGCUGAAGAGGGCUCGAAUACGAAACACAAGGGUGGGAGCGUUUGUAGUGGUUGUGGCUGCAGCCAGCUGAUCGCAGAUAAACACAACGAGAGGCGCGCGGCAUGUCUCUCGUUAAUUAACGCCGCGUGCUCCCGUUUCUUCCCGUCCGGAUCUCGAAAAGGAUCCUCUCAACGGACCGUAAUAGAACAGCGCACUUGCAAAGAUGGCAUGCCCGUUCUCAGGCGGACGUUUCAAACCGAGCCACAAGGAUGACAACGGCGAGGAAGGAGAUCAUCACCGCAGGAUCGCGAGGCUCAGACAGGACGAGCGUGACAAGACGGCCGCGCGCCAAACGUCGAUCCAAAUACCGGCCCUUCUUGGAGAGGACGGCGAUGAUGUCGAGGACACGCAGACGCUUAAUCUGAAGCACUUGAGAGCUGCCGUGACCUUCCUGACCAAUCCUCCGAAUCAAGCGGUGGCAGUGGCGCUAGAACUUCUAUUAAAUAAACGCGAAGUACCUCUUCCAACGUCAACCACGUCGUCUUUAGAAAAACUUCAAGUGAACGUCGACGAGGAGGAGAAUUACAAUUUCCUGGAAGAUAUUUACGAGACAUUAAAUUACGAUUGUGACGUCGACGUUAACGCGUUCUUUGAUCAUCUCGGCCAAGAGUUGAUCACGACAACUUGCGUGGGUCUCUUAGAACGGGCCUUUCGUUGCCUUGGGAACGAUCUGACCGCCUUUCUGACCACACUCGACGGCGUAAACGAUGUUGUCCAGCAUCAAUCGGGGUCGGACACCGAGGCAGAAUUCGUGUGUAUCGCCACGCCGGAAGCGCUGGAGCUACACUUCACCACCGACCAUCCCUCCAUAGCCUAUCUCUUGGUCGGCAGUUUGAAGGGAAUCGCCAGGAAGUUCUAUAACGACAAAGCUGAUGUGUACAUACUGCCGGAUCCCUAUAAUACGAAAUUUUUUAGAUACCGCAUUACUCCGGAGCGUUAUAGCGAACAGCUGAAUGCCGAAGUAAACGACGACUUCGACACGUCGUCGUCCGCUUUCCGUCCACUCUCCACCGAAGCAACGGACCUUCGCAUGGGCGUAGCGAGCUUCUGCAAAGCGUUCCCGUGGCACUUUGUCGUCGACCGUCAGCUGGAACUUGUGCAGCUUGGUGUUGGCUUUAUGAGAAUUUUCGGCCAUCACCUCAACCGACUCGGUCGAGAGAUAUCGACGUAUUUCGUCUUUACGCGACCCCACGGCGUAACUCUGACCUUUCACGAGAUUCUGAAGCGCGCGAACACGCCGUUCAUCUUGACCCUUCAGCGACCGCACGGCAUCGAUAAAUAUCCCGCGGAGGGUCUAGAAAUGAAAGGCCAGAUGGUACACUGUCCGGAGUCCGACUCAAUUUUAUUCGUCAGCUCGCCGUUCUUGAACGGCUUAGAGGGUUUAACAGGCCGAGGACUUUUCAUUUCUGAUAUUCCACUUCACGAUGCCACGAGAGAUGUUAUACUCGUCGGCGAGCAAGCCCGGGCACAGGAUGGCUUAAGAAGACGUAUGGACAAGUUGAAGAGCUCCAUAGAGGAGGCCAACUUGGCGGUCGAUGCGGAAAGAGAAAAGAAUGUUAGCCUUCUACAUCUUAUAUUUCCACCGGAUAUUGCGAAGCGACUGUGGCUGGGAGAAACAAUCGAGGCAAAGACGUAUCCGGACGUUACGAUGCUGUUUAGCGACAUAGUCGGCUUCACAUCUAUUUGCGCUACGGCAACACCGAUGAUGGUCAUUAAUAUGCUUCAAAAUCUCUACGAACAAUUUGAUCUUUAUUGCGGACAGCUGGAUGUGUACAAGGUAGAAACAAUCGGCGAUGCAUAUUGCGUUGCAUGCGGCCUUCAUCGAAAUACCAAUACACACGCGCAGCAAAUUGCAUGGAUGGGCCUAAAGAUGAUACAAACGUGCUCUCAUCACUUGACUCACGAAGGCAAGCCAAUAAAGAUGCGCAUCGGAAUUCAUACCGGGAUGGUGUUGGCGGGCGUUGUGGGCAAGAAGAUGCCGAGAUAUUGUCUCUUUGGACACAACGUAACGUUGGCAAACAAAUUUGAAUCCACGAGCGAGCCGCUUCGUGUCAACGUCAGUCCGACUACGUACCUGUACUUAGUACAAAACUCGGGAUUCAUAUUGGAACCGCGGACCAAGGAUAAUUUACCGAAAGAAAUCUCAGCCAAUAUAACAGGCACGUGUUAUUUUUUGAACGGCUAUCAGCACAGUGACGUAAGCGAGAGCGAACCUCUCGACAUCCACAUUCGAGCUGCAAUGAAGACGCUUGGCAUCAAUAGCAACAUGUAGAUACAUACCUUCCAAUUUGGGAGAACGCGCACGGACGAGGCCGAUCAGAUGUGUGUUACUUCAACAUUAUUAACGUCGAUACUAGCGACGACACACCCGACAUUACCAAACCGAUCGAUGUAUAUGGUGUGCUCUCAAGCUGGCACUAAAAGGUACAUUAAAAGCAUGGCGCUAAUUGUGCGAACACGUUACAAGAAACACCUGUGCGAAUACACUAUUUAUACGCAGAGUCAUAGAGAGAGAUUGUAAUCAUUAUAUACCUAUUAAAUAUAAGAGAAGCAGAAGUAAA